Messenger RNA from Pieris brassicae (large cabbage white), 4625 nucleotides. RefSeq names its product store-operated calcium entry regulator STIMATE-like. The transcript is spliced from 6 exons. The coding region runs from base 223 to 978 and encodes 251 amino acids. Lineage: Eukaryota; Metazoa; Arthropoda; Insecta; Lepidoptera; Pieridae. The record is from RefSeq and is a predicted model, not a curated record. Gene Ontology annotation, cellular component: membrane.
GAAAAUUGUUACAGAAUGUGAAUUGUGCUAUAUUUAUAUAUAUAUAUUUUAUUAACAUUUUGUAGAGCCCAUUAUUUUAUUUCUUAAUGUUCACGGUAAAAUUCCUUAGUUUGGGUAAUAUUUCACUCAAUACAUACUCGCAAUCUUUGCGUAACGUAUAUUAAAAGUGUAAAGUGAUAUAUUAGAUUGUCUGAUGUGUUUUGUGAAACAUAGAAAUGAAAAAUGAAUGAUAGCUCAGAUACUAUUCAUUGGUCUGAGCCCCAUUGCUCAAAGGAUGCUUUAACUGAUACAUAUGGAUGGUUUCUGCAAUUUCUACUUGCUGUAUUAGCGUUUACGUGCCUAAUAGGUAAAAGAUUUUGUGAGCCAAAAUAUGCAAGAAGACCGUGGCUUAUUUGGUUUUAUGACACAUCAAAACAAGGUCUAGGUGCAUUAAUAAUACAUGCUGCUAAUGUUUGGUUGUCACCAUAUCAGACAGGAAACCCUUGCACUUGGUAUAUAGUAAAUUUUAUGUUAGAUUCAACCCUUGGACUGUUAAUAAUAUGGGCUGGGAUAAGACUUGCCCAAUACUAUGCCAGAGUUUAUGAUAUUCCACUUAUAAAUUUUGGUGAAUAUGGUAAACCACCAAUGUGUUCUGCAUGGUUAUGCCAGUGUGUAUUAUAUGCUGCACUGGCGACUUUUGCUAAGUCAAUGCUAGCAUUAGUUCUGCAGCUGCCACUGGUUCAGGCUGUUUUAUCUACUCUACGGCUAUCUCCUGUAUCUGACCCAAGACUGGAAUUGGCUGUUGUUAUGCUCAUUAUACCAUUUUUUGUUAAUAUUUUAAUAUUUUGGGUGACAGACAAUUUCCUCAUGUACCAUCCCCGAGGAGUUAGCUCCAAGUUAAAGACGAAGGUGCGGUACCAGUCGAUAAAGAAAGAGAAGACCUGUUCCGAUGAAGAAGAACACUCAGCAGACGAGAGACUCCUCGGCGCCAGUGUAUGACCAAACACCAAGCCCAGAUUGUUAAGGGCCUAAGUAGAUAAGUCUUAAUCUGUUUUAAAGAAAGAAACCAUAUUUGACAAUUACUGUCACAAAUACUGAAGAGUCAUAAGGAGUCCAAAAUUUAUUUUUCGCUUCUAGGUGAUAUUCUCUGAUAUCUGAAUUGCGCUCUUGAUCAAGAUUGUGUAUAUUUACUAUUAAAAUUUUAGCGAGAGCUUAAUAUGUAAAUGCAAAGAUUUAGAAAUUAUUGUUCCUUUGAAAUAUUCCGUUUUCAUUCUUGUUAUAAACUUGAUAUAUAGAAACAGCGACUUUAAAGACGAUUAUUUAUUUUUUGCUAGGAACCAUAGAGCUAGCUAGCCAGCCUUUAGUCUGUGGCAAAGGCAACACUCUGCAUAACUAUUUUUGUGAUUAUCGUCAUAUAUCGCAAAUUGUACAUUUUUACACGAUGUUUAAUGCUUUUAUGCAUAUAAAUAUUCUUAGCAAUCUGACUUAAUUGGAUAUAGCAUCAUUAAUGAAAUCAUAUUUUAUGAUCCUUUACUUUGAUUCAUAAAAUUCCAAUUAUAGUUACGGUGUCAUGCGCGCCAUAAAAGAAAAGACCUACCUAACACAGGGUGUGUGUAGCCGAAAUGUAGAGGUAACUCGGCUUCAAACCCUCGAAGUUCAGUCUUUGGCUAAAAUGGUCUGGAACUCAACUACGACGUUAGUUAAGCCACGUGAUGUAUACUCGAUACAUCUAUCGAUACUUAUCUAUCAUGACGCAUGUUAUACAUUAAUUAAUAGUUACCCCCCUUACCGAUAAAACUGUAACUCUGUGGCUGGCUCAAAACAAUUUAUUUUUGUAAAUAAAAUCGAAUCGUGGCAUUUUUAAAUAACGAACACAAUUUUCUCAACUGGCCACAUUCUCCAUAAAAAUAAUAAAAUACACUCGUUUUAAAUCACGUACUUAAAAAAAGUUAUCUUAAGUUACACAUCCCACAUAUUAAUCCCCAUAAACAACCACCUCUUUGUCUCUCAAUUUAUUAAACAAGGGUCUGAAGUUGUAGUUUUAACGUUUGUUUAAACCGUUGUCGACGCUGACUUCGGUUUUCAAUAAAAAUACGGUUUAAUAUUCUUAAAGUUGACAUUUUAUAGUUGUGUAGGUAAGGGGUUUAACGAAGAGUAGUUACAGCCGGUUAAUCAUUGUAUCAGGUAUAACAUUGUAAAUGUUAAAUGCUUUAACACACGCGUCCCACUAUUUAUUAGAAUAUUAGCGAACUAUUUUCAUCGAUAUUCUAUCAAAUUAGAUUUUAUAAAUAUACAGUAAUGCUUAAAUAAAUAAAAAUAUUUUUUAUAUUUUCCGAUUUUUGAAAAACUUUCCUAAUAUAAUAAUAUAAGUACUUUAUAGCCCUGUAGUGCCAUUUUUAUUGAUGACAUAAUUAUAACAUCGAAUAAAGACUGAGAAAGUCGAUAAAUAAAAUUAUUCCUAGAAAACGGUCAUAAGUUAUAGCUUACUGAAAAACAUUCCAAGUUUGAAAUUUCCGUUGUUACAUAUUUGAUUUGGUUUUUUUUUAAUUUUUAACGUUUCAAAUCUAUUUAUGCAAACAAUUUAAAAAUAGAAUUCUGAUUUUAGUCUCUUAAAGAAUAAAUCGGUCGGAAUAUCAUCUGUAACUACGAUCGAUUUUAGUAUCUUGAUUUAUUUUGUAUAAUAAAUAAACAUGAUAUUAUGUUGACUAUAAAAUUCGUUAAGUUUGUCAAAGUUUUUAAUCCGAUCCGUCGGAAUUUGUCAUUUUAAAGAAUAUAAAAAGUAAGUUUUAUAAUAUGUAUAAUCAUUGCUAUAAACAUAAUAUUACCUAUAUAAAAUUUAUCAAUAUAUUUUUUUUUGUAAUACGUUGCAAAUACUGUAAAGCAAUUUAGCUUUAUUAUAUAGAGUAGCGCAUGUGUGACUUCCAUGUGUCAAAUCCAAUAAGUUUUUGACAUACAGGAGUCACAUGUGCCAAAUCUCAAUUUUAAGACACAUACAGAACGUGAUUGCAUAAUAUAUUUCUACUCAGAUAGAUUGGAUUAAUUAUUUUAUUUUUGGACAUAUACUUCAUGUGUACAAAAUAUGUAUAUGUAUAUUUAACUUCAGUGAACACAUUCUGUAUACAAACUAUAGAGUACAGUUUUCUUUUGAGUGACUAGGUUUUUUGACCAGUACUUAUUUGAAUAACAUACCAACGUGCCAAAUUAUAGAUUGUAAAUGUUUGUAAUUAUUGCAAUGUUAUGUAUGGAGUUAAUUUUGCAGUGCACAUUUAGUAAUAGAGUGGCAUAAUUAUAUAACUUUACUCAUUUUAAUUACAAACAAUAUAUCUUUUACGUUCAUUACAACACAAAUCCCCGUGACAAAUUGUAACAUGUCGUUAAUAAAUUUCGGUUAAAUUGUGACUAACAAAUUAUCAAACACAAUUCAAAAUACAUACUAAAUAUGACAUUUAGAUUUGUAUGACUAGUGGUAAUAGAGAAACAUUGACGUUUGAAUCUUGUUUUGACGUUGGGAUAGUUGUAUGGGGGCACAAGGGGCUCGACACAAAAAAUUGUAAGGAAAUUGUCUAAGGCGCUUGGCGCUUACUUUUGACGUCCCAUAGAUAUUAUAUUUUGUAACCGAUAUUAUGUUUGUCGAAAGUUUUGUCCCAUAUAUUAAGCCCCAAACACCUAUGUAAUGUAUGUCGUCAAUUUGUGCAGUUAUAUAAAAUUUCUUUAACGGCUGUAUGUAAAUUUGUUACAUAACUUGACUAUAUGAGUGGUUUACAGAAGACAUGGUCAGCGAAGGGUUGCUGUAAAUUUUAGUUGAUAAUUAAGUUCAUCAUAUUACAGCAUUUGUUCUUACGGCCUAUGAGCCAAAACAUGUUUAUAAACACAAUUCUUGGGUAUUUACAUAAACGAUUUUAUAAGGAGUUCAGAUCCUAAUGUGGCGUGUGGCAACAAUAUACUAAGGUUUAAUUAAUAAUGUUUGUAAUUAUUUAGGCUAAGUGCGCACUGGUUACUUUUAUCACCGAUACAAUAAAGUUUGUGUCGUUGUCGGUCGAUAAAAAAAAAUCAAAAAGAAUACUAGGUACACCCUCUUUGGAGACACAGGCUACUAUUUCUCGGAUAUUCACUUUUGGUGUAGAGCAUGACGCCAUUUUGCGUGCAUCAAAGUCUAGAAUCGGAAGGCAAAUGCGAACGAACGACGCUGAGAGUGACAAUUUUGUCACGCGCCCUGCUAUUAAAACCGAACGGUGCGGUGGGCGUUUCGCCAUGGGCUUAUUCACCGUUCGCCGUACAUAAAUAUCACCCAGUUGUCACGUCGUAACAUGCGCGCAUCUCCAUACAUAUCUAAAGACUUGUUAAGAGUGAGGAAACUGUCACGGUGACAAAUGUCACCCGUGCGCGCUUGCCCUUAUAUUACGAAAAAGAAGCUUCAACGAAGUCUUAAUAUUUGUAUAUUUUUUUAGUGAUCUGAGUCAUUUUGAAUUUAUUGUUAACGCAUAUGUAAUUUAAACAUGUGAUGUAAAUAAUAUUUUAAGGGAAUUGUGAAUACAUUUACAUAUGAGUGUAUUAUAUCAUACAUAUAUAAGUAUUUAUGUCAUAUAUUGAAACAUGCGUGUGCAGUUGUUUAUUGUUUAUGCGAAUAAAUUCACGUCAUGUGUUCA